Molecule: messenger RNA, 1202 nt
Organism: Bactrocera oleae (olive fruit fly)
Lineage: Eukaryota; Metazoa; Arthropoda; Insecta; Diptera; Tephritidae
Gene: Nubp2
Product: NUBP iron-sulfur cluster assembly factor 2
Biological process (GO): iron-sulfur cluster assembly
Cellular component (GO): cytosol
Molecular function (GO): ATP binding; ATP-dependent FeS chaperone activity; 4 iron, 4 sulfur cluster binding
Source: RefSeq, a predicted model, not a curated record
UUGUCUCGACGAAGGCAGGUAUCUUGUUUAUAAACAGCUGAUUCACACCAUUGAACUUAUUUUUGACAGCUAGAUUCUUAAAUAAACUUCUAUUAUGGCGAAAUUCAUUAUCUCGUGUUGAUUCUACGUUCUCUGUUUAAAAUUUUAAAAAUAAUGUUGGAGAAAGUAAAACAUGUUAUAUUAGUUUUGUCCGGAAAGGGAGGUGUGGGUAAAUCUACUGUUAGCACACAACUGGCAAUAGCAUUACGGGAAAGCGGUUUGAAGGUGGGCUUACUGGAUAUAGAUUUAUGUGGUCCAAGUGUUCCUUUCUUGCUUGGUUUAGAACAAAGCGAUGUAUACCAAUGUGAUGAAGGUUGGGUACCUAUUUACACGGGGGAAGAUAAAACUCUCGCUGUCAUGUCAAUUGGUUUUUUAUUGAAGAACCGCAAUGAUCCCGUAAUUUGGAGGGGUCCUAAGAAAACAAUGAUGAUACGACAGUUUUUAACUGACGUAAAAUGGGACGAGUUGGAUUACUUGAUUAUUGAUACACCGCCAGGAACUUCAGAUGAACACAUAACAGUAAUGGAAUGUAUGCGUGAUGUAAAAUGUGAUGGCGCUAUUAUGGUUACCACUCCACAGGGCGUUGCUUUAGAUGAUGUACGAAAGGAACUGACCUUUUGUCGAAAAACCGGUGUCAAAGUGUUAGGUAUUGUGGAAAAUAUGAGUGGAUUUGUAUGCCCGAAAUGCAGCAACUGCACAAAUAUAUUUUCCUCUAAUGGGGGCGUUGAGUUGGCAAAACGAGCUGGUGUUCCACAUCUAGGAACAUUACCAAUAGAUCCACGAAUAAAUGUAUUAGUGGGUACGACACGAUCAGUGAUUACGGAAUUACCGGAUUCCAAUACAGCGAAAAUAUUUAAAUCAAUUGUCGAGCAGAUUACACAGCCCAAUUCCAAGUCUAUCAGCACAGAUUGAGUGUAUAUAUAACAAUUUCAUAUUCGUUUUUUUCAAUUAAAUACGACGUUUAAUAGCAAACGUUAUAGAUUUUUUAAAUAUGUGUAUAAAUUUAUUUUCCUCCUUUUAUUAUUUUUUCUCUCGUUUUUUUCUUAUUGUAGGUUAAAGAAAUUUUUAUCAAAGUUUUAUCGAAAUUUCGAUUAUCGAUAAAAUUAUUAAUGGAAUUUAACUUUUUAUGAUUAUUUUAUUUGAAUAAAUAUAACUUUCUGUUU